Molecule: messenger RNA, 1284 nt
Organism: Oryza brachyantha (malo sina)
Lineage: Eukaryota; Viridiplantae; Streptophyta; Magnoliopsida; Poales; Poaceae
Product: UPF0481 protein At3g47200-like
Exons: 2
Coding region: 88-1284 (398 amino acids)
Source: RefSeq, a predicted model, not a curated record
GAAAAAUGGAGGGAGAGUCAGCCGUUCACCAUCUUCCGCGUCCCGGCCUAUAUCCGCGAGAGCAACCGCACCGCCUACGAGCCGCGCAUGGUGUCCAUCGGACCCUACUACCAUGGCGGCGGCGCUCUCCGCGGCAUGGAGGAGUACAAGCGGCGGUACAUGAAGGACCUGCUCUCCCGUUUCUCCGGUGACGCCGACGGCAACGCGGACGACACCGCCGAAUCCACGUUACUGAAGAAGAUGCGAGGCCUGCAGGCCAGGGCGCUAGCGUGCUACAGCGAGUGCCCCGUGCCUCCGCCGCCGCCCGUGGGCAAGGCCGACGACUUCUUCGCUGAGAUGCUUCUGAUGGACGGCUGCUUCAUCCUCGAGUUCUUCUUCAAGUGGCACGAAAAGAACUCCGACACGCUCAGCGCCGUGACCUGGGUUCGCACGCUCGUCCUCUAUGACCUGCUCCUGAUCGAGAACCAGAUCCCGUUCUUCGUGCUCGAGGCGCUCUACGGCGCAAUCGCCGGCGAGCAGGGUAACAGGCAGCUCCUCCUCAACCUUCUCGUCGAGUAUAUCGAAGCGGAGAUCAAACCAAGCAGUGAGCCGUCCGCUGGCAUGAAGGUCAACCACCUGCUCCACCUGUACUACGGGUGUUUCGUGCCCAAGACGGCGAAGGACGGGGUAGUCGUAAUAACUAUCCCGUGGCCCCCCAACCCAAAGGAUGCCCCGGAGCCGAAAACACGGACGAUCCCGCGCGCCACCGAGCUUCUCGAGGCGGGGGUGACGUUCGUCCGGUGCGAGGUGGCACCGGACAGGUUUGACGUGACGUUCGACCGCCGCACGGGAGUAAUGAAGAUCCCCACCAUAGAGAUCGACGACAUGAAGCUGCCGCUCCUCAUCAACCUCAUCGCGUUCGAGCAGACGCUGUGCGGCGAGAAGCCGCGCCUCCUCACCAGCUACGUCGCGUUGAUGAGCAAGCUCAUCGUCACGGCGCGCGACGUCGAGCUGCUCCGCCGGCACCGCAUCGUGGAGAGCCUAUUGGCCGACGACGAGGAGGCGGCCCAGUUCUUCAGCCGCCUUGGCAAUGUCGGCACCAUGGACUACGAGCGCCAGGCUUUCUUCGACCUGUACAAGGACGUGCGCCAUUACUGCGACUCGAGCUGGCACCGCUACAGGGCGACGCUCCAUCGCGACUACUUCUCCAACCCGUGGUCAGCCAUCUCCGUCGUCGUCGCCGCGUUCCUCGUCGCCCUCACCAUAGCGCAAACUUAUUUCGCCGUGUACCCCUCCAAAAAUUGA